This is a messenger RNA of Papaver somniferum (opium poppy), 831 nucleotides long. RefSeq lists its product as uncharacterized. The transcript has 3 exons. Bases 1 to 831 code for a protein of 276 amino acids. NCBI's taxonomy places the organism in Eukaryota, Viridiplantae, Streptophyta, Magnoliopsida, Ranunculales, Papaveraceae. The record is from RefSeq and is a predicted model, not a curated record.
AUGGUUCAUGAAGGAUUACUAGAAACAGUGGUCAAUAGAGGUGGAUGUAAGCCUUCUCAUCUAAUGUUUGCUGAUGACAUAUUCAUAUUCUGCAAUGAGCACAAAAUAACAUUGGAUAAUUUAAUGGGUUUGCUAACAAGAUACCAAGCAGCAUCUGGACAGACAGUUAAUAGAGCAAAGAGUAAGUGCUUUAUUGGUGGAGUCACUGAAGAUAGAAAGCAAGUAAUAGCUGAGAGAUUGCAAAUGGAGAUUUCUGAAUUCCCAGACAAGUACUUGGGAGUAAUGAUGAUUCCUGGAAGAGUUAAAUCUAUACAUGUUUGGGGGAUGGUGGAAAUGCUACAAAAGCAAUUAGCUGGUUGGAUUGGAAAACUUCUUGCCUUUUCAGCCAGAUUAACUUUAGUGAAGUUUGUAUUAUGCAGUGAUCCAUCAGUGAAAAAACUAGUAACUGUCAAGUGGGAGGAAGUGAAUGCUCCUCUUGCUGAAGGAGGGCCUGGCAUUAGGAGAUUGGAGGUGAUGAACAAGGUAUUACUACUGAAGUUGCUUUGGAAAAUUGAGACUGAAGAUGAUGAGUGGACUAGGUUCAUGAGGGCAAAGUAUAAAAACAAAAAUGGUGACUGGAUUACUAGCUACAAAAAAUCAACAAUAUGGCCUGGAUUAAAAUGGGUGAUAAAUGAGCUUAAGGAAGGAAAUCCAUUUGCGCAACAACAUCAAGACUUAAAAGUUAGUGAUUUGAUAAUAAAUGGUGAAUGGCAUGUACCUGAUAAAGUGAAGAAGUUUUUUGAGCUAACUGAACUGCCAGCAAUUGGGAAUGGAAAAGACAAAAGAAUCUGA